This is a messenger RNA of Austrofundulus limnaeus, 4483 nucleotides long. RefSeq names its product pleiomorphic adenoma gene-like 2 (gene plagl2). The transcript has 4 exons. The coding region runs from base 656 to 2407 and encodes 583 amino acids. NCBI's taxonomy places the organism in Eukaryota, Metazoa, Chordata, Actinopteri, Cyprinodontiformes, Rivulidae. The record is from RefSeq and is a predicted model, not a curated record.
GUCACUGGUGAGGACCGGUUCUGACCCAGUUAAACUGCUGGGUUCUGACUGGUUCGGUUCGGUUAGAAAAAAAAAGUGAGUGAAGGUGGGAUGACGUCACACUUCCCACAAUCCUCCCCGCCCCGCAGCUCAGACCCUCUCAGGCCUCGAGUCUCAGCAGAAACUACAGAACCAGAACCGAACCUGCGGAUCGAACGGAACCAGACGGGAGUCGCUGCAGACGGGAGCUUUAUUGGACUCUCCCGGUCCGGUUCGGGCUCGGUUCCGGGUCUCUGCUUGUCCUCGGGUUUGGACCGGGACUCAAUGCGGAGCUGGAAACUUUUUGGACAGUAAAGAUGCUGAACAGUACUUCCUGCUCACCACCAGCUGUAGCUGUUGGGACAGGGUGAGGAGGAGGAGGAGGAGGAGACGUGAAGAAGAGGAGCGAUCGGCUCGGAGUCACGGAGUGGGAACUUCAAACACGCAAGGACUUUUAACACCCAUGGAUUUUGUCUUUCCUCGAUGCUUCCACUGGAUUGUUGGCCUUAACCUUUGAGCACCCGGCCACCRCCUCUGGUUUUAACGACUCCCACCCACACCCAGAUUCCCACUUUGAGCCUGCGAGGCAGGGGGAACCGCAGACCACCCUUCAUGGCAGCGGCACUCUAGGGCUGCCAUGGCAGCUGCUGCCGCUGAUGCCUCACACUGUAUUACCGCACUGACGCCGGAGGAAGAGAGACGACGCACUGCCGCCAAGCUGUUCCGGAYCGCCGCCCCGCUGCCACGGACAGAGGAAGAGAGGGAAGAGAAAGAGGAGGAAGCAGGAAGAGUGAGUGGGAGCGAGUGUCUGGUGUGCGGGGCUCUGUUCGCCUCACAGGAGAAGCUCCGGCUUCACACCUCCAGUCACACGGGAGAGAAACCUUUCCACUGCUCACAGCCGCWCUGUCCCAAGGCCUUCAGCUCCAAGUACAAACUCUUCAGGCAUAUGGCCACACACUCUCCGCAGAAGACCCAUCAGUGCUCGUUCUGUGAAAAAAUGUUCCACCGCAAAGACCACCUGAAGAACCACCUGCAGACACACGACCCCAACAAAGAGGCCUUCAAGUGUGAGGAGUGUGGGAAGCACUACAACACCAAACUGGGAUACAAACGCCAUGUGGCCAUGCACUCUGCAACUGCAGGGGAUUUGACUUGUAAAGUGUGCAUGCAGAGCUACGAGAGCACGCCUGUCCUCCUGGAGCACCUCAAGAGCCACUCGGGGAAGUCCUCGGGCGGCACCAAGGAGAAGAAGCACCCGUGCGACCACUGCGACCGACGUUUCUACACACGGAAAGACGUGAGACGGCACAUGGUGGUCCACACGGGUCGGAAGGACUUCCUGUGCCAGUACUGUGCCCAGCGCUUCGGCAGGAAGGACCACCUGACGCGCCACGUGAAGAAGAGCCACUCGCAGGAGCUGCUGAAYAUCAAGACGGAGCCGCCGGACAUGUUGGGUCUUUUAGCGAGRGGCUCUCCGCCGUGUGCCGUCAAGGAGGAGCUCAGCCCGAUGAUGUGCAGCAUGGGGUCCAACAAAGACCCCAUCAUGAGCAAACCGUUCUCCAGCGGGGGGGCGCCUUUUCCAAUGAACAUGUACAACCCCCACCACCUCCAGGCCAUGUCGAACUCCGGGGUGGGCCACCCACACCCGUCCCUCAUGCCCAACACUUUAUCCGCAGCUAUGGGCAUGGGCUGCCACAUGGAGUCCCCUGCCUCCAUUCACCCACACUCCCAUCARCACCACCACCACCARCACCARCACCACCACCAUUCCCCUCCCCCACACCAUCAGCCUGCGGCUCCCCAGCAGCAGCACCAGCCCCAGCCGGUGCCCAAAUACCAGCUGGGAUCUACCUCAUACCUGCUGGAAAAGCCCUUGAAAGUGGAAAUGGAGAGUUUCCUCAUGGAUCUGCAGAGUGGCCUGCCAGGCCCAGUUCCAUCUGCAGAACCUCACGCUGCUGCCUCGUCCCCCAAGGACGGACUGGAGCCCACCUCGGGGCUGGCAGAUGAACUUUGCGGGGAUCCCCUCUUGUCGAAGAGCCCUGCGGUGAUCGCCGAGUCUUUGUGUGCUGCUAACAUGGACUUCUCCCACCUGCUGGGUUUCCUGCCCCUGAACCUUCCUCCAUACAGCGCCCCCAUGAGCACGGGAGGUCUGGUCAUGGGCUACACCUCAUCCGCGACCUCCUCUGCACCUUCCUCCUCUGCCUCAGCGCUGCACGUUGCCGAGCCCCACGCAGUCGCCGCCACGGCACCUCUUACCUCUCUACAACCACAACCUCAGGAGCAGCAGAGCUCCAGUCUAGGCCUGGGGUCCCUGCACCCACUGCCACCAGUGUUCAGCUCCAGCAUCAGCACCACCACGCUGCCUCGUUUCCACCAGGCCUUCCAGUGACUGAGGCAGCUGCUGCCCAGCCAAGAUGGCUGCCACACCAGCCCGAGCUCAGCUUGGACAUCCUGGGCUGUCGGUCUUUACCAGGCCUGAUCAAAGAGUUGGAGAAUUAGAAUAAAGAAUAAGUACACAACAAACACUUAGAAGCCUUAAAUGAAAGUGCGCACAAAAGCUUUUGAUUGAGCCUUAAAAGGAAGUUGAACCCCUUUGAGCAAUAAGGAAAACACAAGAAAAGAAUUUGAAGCAGCUUUUAUUUGGGCUUUCCCCCUCCUUAUUUUAUAGCUAUAACAACGUAUUAACCCAUGUUUUUUCUUUUAACUUCUAUAUCUUUUCUCUCCCURUCUCACACGUUUUUAGUAGUUAUAGAGGGCAGGAUCAGUAGGCCAAAAGGCGUGGUGCUGCAUACUUUCGAAAAUAAUAUAAAAAAAAUUAAAAAUCAAAGAUAAAUUUUAGUGGAGAUUAUGUCUUGUUGUGACCCUGAAAAAUAUAGUUUGAAGUGGAUCUUUUGUUUUACUUAAUUCUCUUUUUUAAAAUGUAAAAAAAAACAGCGUCUCGAGUUUUGAAACCGCUGAUGCCAAUAACUCAAACUGCCARGAUUUAAAUGGAAAACGGAGAUUAGUGUGGGAACAAUGAAAUGUAGAUGAACCUUUACUUAUUUUUUUAUUCCCCCCCACAAACAUGGCUUAGCCAGAAAACAACCUCAGGCUUUAAAAAAGUGCUCUUCAAGCCAAGUUAAAACCAAUCUACUCUUAGAGUUAAAUAAUUUCGGAGUAAUGCAAAUUGAAAAAUAAGACGUGAAAGUUUGAACUCAGUAACUGCUUUUUAAAAAAAAUUGUUCCUCAAGAGAAGCACUUUUUUGUUGUUGUUUCUUUUCGCGGAAAGCACUUCACUUUUUGUUUCCUCCUUCCUCAAACCUUUGUACAAACCCCAGCACGUGCCAACAAAGAAAAAAAACAACAAAUAAUUCAGUCUUUGUUUUUAAAAUUUUAAACCCUUGUGUUUGCACCAAAACAAGAAGUUCCUAACUGAGUGCGCGGAUUACAAAUCCAUGUGCGCAGUUCGCAAAAUAUAACCUCUGUUUUUAUUUCCACACCUAGCUGGAUCGGUGCGUACUUUUGUAAGUUCUUGAAAGUAGAACGACUGCUUUUUCUCCUAAGAAAUACCUUUUAAAAGUUCCCGUAAUCGUAAUAUUUGCAGCGGUUUUCUUAGCUGCCCGACAUAUCUAUUAAAAAUAAAUAAAUAUAUAUAUACAUCUAUAUUUUUUUGAGAUAUACUCCAAACUCAUCUUUAGGCAGUCUUUUUAAAAGAUGCGUCAUCAUGGUAAUGGUGAACCCUGAGAUAUGUGAAUGGCUAUAUAAAAUGAAAAAUUAAAAAAAACAUAGGAGUUACAGUGAUAGAUGAGUAAAAAUGUGUUUAAGAAUGUUAUUGCAGUGUACGAAAUAUCUCAUAAAUGAAUAUUAUUAUUGCUUAUCUCUAUAAAGGUGUAUUUUAGGUAGAUGUAUUAAAACUAAGUGAUGUUUUUGAUGUCUGGCAGGUUUACAUUUGUGUGUAUCUUGCAUUUUUCUUUUGAUCAAGAAAAGGAUGAAGUAUUAGCUUUCCCCACUCUUAAGUUUUCUGURGAACCUGAUCCUUACUUUUACAUGUACUUGAGUUAGUUUAGUGGAACCAGAUCUGUGGAUGGGAAAUAUUUAUAGAAAGAAGGCUGUUUAGUGGCUACAGUUAGGAUUUGAGCUAGAGGUAGAUUGUGUUGUAGGGAUGUUUAUGCGGACGACCUAUAAGUAUUUCAAACUGUAGGUCUUGGAGUUCUAACCUUUCAAGAGCCUCUAAAAUAAUCGCAGCCCAAAGUUAACCAUAAGCCUCAAAAUAGGUGCCUUUUUAAAUGAUUCAUUUGCUGCUGUAUUURCCUAUUAGUGUGUUUACUGUGUUUUUAAAAUAUGUUUUAGUGCUGGCUUUGCCACUGUUUUAUUCAACGUUUGGAAAUUCACGUAAAGUAACAAAUAUUGAAACUAAAUUUGAAGUCACUUUACUUUCACGAUCUAUUGUUGUCAGUAAAUUGUUAUAAAGUAACACAAUUCCUUU